Trypanosoma conorhini is the source of this 1959-nucleotide messenger RNA. RefSeq names its product putative threonine synthase. The coding region runs from base 1 to 1959 and encodes 652 amino acids. The record is from RefSeq and is a predicted model, not a curated record. The transcript has a single exon. NCBI's taxonomy places the organism in Eukaryota, Euglenozoa, Kinetoplastea, Trypanosomatida, Trypanosomatidae. Gene Ontology annotation, cellular component: cytoplasm.
AUGCUCGCCCUGCGUGUGACGGGCUCGGCCCCGGCCGCCGCGAAGGGGGCGGUGGAGCGCGCCCUGCUGGCCGCGGACGUCCCCGCGCGGUUCACGCUGAGCCCGCCACACGAGGCGCAGGAAGCAGGCGGGGCCCCGACGUUUCGGCUGCUGCUUGAAGCGCAUGACGCGCAGCUCACGAGCCCGCAGGCGGCGCCGUACGACUGCCGCUUUAUCUGGACCCCCGCGAGCACCGCGGCGGAGGUGGUGGCGGAGGUGACCUCCGUGCUGGACGGCCGCCGCUUCAUCUCCACCCGCGGCGCGGCAGGCGCGGAAACCACGUUCCUGACGGUUGUGCGGGACGGCCUGGCGCCGGACGGCGGCCUCUACAGCCUGCAGCGCAUCCCGCAAAUGACGGCGUCGCAGCUGCGCUACCUCUGCACUACGCCCACGCUGAGCUACGUGGAGGCGGCGCAGCUCGUGCUGGAGCGACUCGUGGACACCACCAUGCAGCCGGCGACGCUGCACACGCUGCUCGCCGAGGCGUACGCCUCAGCCCGCUGGAGUGGGCUGAGCGACGUGUGUCCCGUCACGCCCCUGCUUCACGACGGAGGGGCGGCUGCCGCUGAAGCUCCCCCUCCCGCCGCGGCGACUGACGCCCACUGGUGUGACAUGUCACUACUGGAACUCUACCACGGCCCCACCGCCGCCUUCAAGGACUUUGCCUUGCAACUCUUCCCUCGCUACUUUGAAUUUGCCACGACGCACGCCUGUCAUGCCGACCCGCCCCCCUCGUACGUGAUCCUCACCGCGACCUCCGGCGACACGGGGGUGGCUGCAAUCAGUGGAUUUGUGAACGCCGGAAGCCCCAGUCGCGUCAUGGUGCUAUACCCCCUCCACGGCGUCUCGCCGGUGCAGCAACUACAAAUGUUGUCGUACGAUGAUGGGGCGACUGUGCGGGUGUACGGGGUGCGGUCGGACUUCGAUUUUUGUCAGUCCACCGUGAAGCACGUGUUCGCCAACCGCGCCCUGGCGCAGCGGUUGUGGGGAGGCGCCGGCGUCCGCCUGUCCUCCGCCAACAGCAUCAACUGGGGUCGCCUCAUCCCGCAGGUGGCGUACUAUUUUUGGGCGUAUCGCCAAUUUGUGCAGCGGCAGCGGCUACGGCUGGGCGACCCACUCGACGUUGUGGUGCCGUGCGGGAACUUUGGCAACAUCCUCGCGGCCUUCUUUGCGAAGCGCAUGGGGCUGCCGCUCGGCACGCUGGUGGUGGCCUCCAACCGCAACGACGUGCUCUUUGAGUUUGUGCGGACCGGCCACUACGACGUCCGCCAACGACGGCUGGUGCCGACGGCGUCGCCCUCGAUUGACAUUCUGAAGGCCUCCAACGUGGAGCGGCUUCUCUUUUUGCUCGCGGGCGGCGACGCGGCGUGGGUGGCGGCGCAGAUGCGGCGCCUCGAGACGGAGGGGCACUUCGUCGUGGAGGGGGACGCGCUGGCCGUCCUGCGGGCGGAGUUCUGGGCCACCAGCUGCACCGAGCCGGAGUGCGCCGCGACGAUCAAGGCGGUGUACGAGGCCUCCGCCGGCCGCCUGCUGGAUCCGCACACCGCCGUUGCCGUCUUCGCGGCGCGGCAGUUCCGCCAGUUCCAGCUGGAGCAGGGCCUGGCGCGGCGCCCGCUGGUCAUCGCGAGCACCGCCCACUGGGCAAAGUUCCCCGGCCCGGUUCUGCGCGCGCUGCGGGGGGAGGAUAUGGCGCACGACGCCGCAGCGCCGGACGGGGGGGCGGCGGAGGACCCGGUGCGUGCCUGUAGAGGGGUGUACGACGCGAUUCUUGCGCGCUGCCCGCGCGUCGCCGUCCACCCCGCCCUGAACGCCGCCCUGACAGCGGCGGCGGCAAAGGCGAGGGCGCCCCGCGACCUCGCGGCAGACGUGUCCUGCGUUGAGGAGGAGCUGCUGAAGUUCGUCGCCGUGAAUUCCGCCUGA